AUGGACUUGGCCCGUGAAAAGAAGAUAAUGCUUGAAGAUGACAAGGAGCUAACAGCUGAUGAUGUCAUGAAAAGAAAGAACGAUGAGCCCACAACUAAAAGAGCUGAGGUGACUGCUGGUAGAGCUAAAGCUGUUAUUGAAAAGGAAGAUGAGGAUGCGAAAGAUGCUCCCCCAGAACUUGAGAAACGGGUGAAUGCAAUGAUUGAUGUCUUAAAAGAAGUUAACCUUGGCAUAGAUGAAGAACUAAGUCCUACAUACCUAAGUGAUUUACUAGCAAUCGAUGAAGAAAUCAUUUAUAUCGAGUUACUCAAGGAGUUCAAGGAUGUCUUUGAUUGGAGUUACAAAGAGAUGCCUGAUUUGGACCCUAAAGUAGUAGUUCAUCACCUUGCAGUCAAGAAUAACGCCUGUCCUGUUAAGCACGCCCAAAUGUUCUUUAGGCCAGACUUGGUUCCCUUGAUCGAAAGUGAAGUUAACAAACUCAUUGAAUCUGGCUUUAUUCGCGAAUUCAACCUCCAUGGAAGAUUGGAUGGUGCUGCACAUCACUUAGGAGCCGGUGCUAGCGUAGUAUUUGUCUCUUUUCAAGGUGAAGUUAUGCCAUACUCUUUUACGUUGACGCAACUCUGCUCUAACAACGUUGCUGAGUAUCAAGCAUUAAUACUUGGGCUUGAAAUGGUGGUUGAAAUGAAGCGGUUACAGUUACAAAUCUUUGGUGACUCUCAGUUGGUGAUCAACCAGCUUUUAGGUAGUUACGAGGUCAUGAAACCUGAACUAUGCCCAUAUCAUGAUUAUGCUAAAAACAUUAAUGGG
Molecule: messenger RNA, 807 nt
Organism: Nicotiana tabacum (common tobacco)
Lineage: Eukaryota; Viridiplantae; Streptophyta; Magnoliopsida; Solanales; Solanaceae
Source: RefSeq, a predicted model, not a curated record